UCAUUUCUAGAUUCCCCGCAGGAAGCUUCAAUUUCUGGAUUCCUCGUGAUGCAGCAAUAUUAAAGGUCACAAUCUCAGUAGGAAUGUUUGGCAUGGGAUAAAUCAGUUUUCUUGAAUUACAUUUUUAAAGGUCCGUAAGAUUCAAGACACUCAAAGCCUUAAUCCUUGCUCCACGCAUGUUCGCCUAGCAAAGCUGUCCUAGCUAGAUCUAACCAAAAGCUGGAGGACCACACACCCUACAGCAGGAAGAACAAGUGUGGCAGAAUUUCAGCUGUAGCCCUCUCCCGCGUGGUUGGACUGUUUACUAAUGGUGCUUCCUGGGGAAGCGGUGCUUAUGACAACCAGUGUAAACACUCACCACCCGGCCUCGGAGCAGGACUCUGGUCAUGGCUUUCUGUGAUAAAGAGUACUUUGAGAAAAUCGGGGAGCUUCAACAGAAUAUGCACAAAAGUGAAAAGAGAAGAUUUCAGUUGGAAAGAGAACUGUUAGCCAUCUGCACGUCUGGCAAGCAAGGUUCCGAGAUGAAGAAUACCAAACUGCGGUGUUAUCUGAAGCAGAUAUGCGAAAGAGAAAACCGGGCUAAAGCAAGAAACCUUGAGCUCCUAAGAAAUAUGGAGAUCAUAGAAUUUAACAUGAAGGCAUUGUGUUCUAACCACAGUGCGCUGCGUCAGAAAAAGCAGAUUGAAAUGCAGGGAAAGGCGUUACAAGGAUCCACGGCCAGUGACCACUCUCCACAUCUCGCUAAGGGUCUCUACCAACCUGCCGCCAUCUUCAUGAGUCACCAUACUUCCAGCUGUCUGCCUGUGGAGGCUGAGGGAAGGGAAGCUUCUGUCCAGCAGUGGAGUGUAGAGCACGAUGGGCUGGCCCGUCGUCCGGAGCUGUCGGAAAGCGGCACGUCGAAAAACCCGAGACUUUCGAGGAAGGGCACCGGCGGUCCCCCGCGUUCGUCCGCCGACUCCUCAGCUGUCGGCGAUGUCCCCGCUCGCCGAGAUGCGAGCGGCGGAGACGCGGGGACGGUGGCGAGGGCACCCUCCUCGCUCGACAUCGCGUCGCUGGCCCCCGGGCCGCACGUAAACCCCGGGCAGCUUUCACCUCGCGCGGCCUUGACGGCGUCGGAGCAAGAGGCACCGCCCCCGGUCGGUGUCGGUCACGAGGGGGCCAGGACGCCGCCUGCAGAAAGCCUUCCGGGGGGUCUCUCGAACGAUGGAGUCGCGGAGGGUGGUGACGAAAGUACCUCUCGGGCGUGCUCCCCUGAAUUUGGGUCUGGAGAAAAACGGCAAGAUGCUCUAGACAGCGAGAGCCUCCCGAGUCGGAGCACUGAAAGGAGCGUGGACCUCACCCUCAGCUCGGGGAGUGACCUUCCUCCCUCUCUGAGCGAGGGCAAGGACCCGGGUGGGCUUCGCAAGGGCACGGCCCUCCCGAGCGCUCGCAGCUUAAAGACCAGCAGGCCCGAGGGCGCCGCCGAUGGAAGCGACGAGCUUGUGGCUGCCGGCUACCGCGCCGCCGACGCGCGUCGGGAGUCGCAGGUCACUGAAGAGUCUCAGGUCGGAAGAGAAUCUUGGCGUGGCAAAACGAAAUCAACAUCAAAAGCGACCGCGCCGAUGCUGUCGCUGGAGGGAUUCUUUCAUUUACUGGAGUGCAUUGAAGAAAGGCUAGAUGAAAGGGAAAAAAAGGUGUAUAGAAUCUCAUCUGUCAGCGAGCAGCAUCUCAGCUAUUUGAUAAGCCUUUGCAACGGGAACGCUGCCCUGAAUGACGAGGACCUUGAAGCCUGUGGAGCCGUUGCCCUUCACCAGCUUCAGAGGCUGUCGUGGAACACGUCGAAGGGGUGCCUGUUGCCCCGAGAGGCGGUUAGCGCUAGCUGGACAGUGGCGGCAGAGGAGGGCAGAAUCAGGUCCUGCCUGUCCGCCGACGGAGCCAGGUUGUGGGACCGCUGGUUCAGACACGCCGUCGCGCUGCGGGACCGCGGCGCGCUCGCCGCCGACGGCAUCGCGAAGCUGUUCGCGCCGUUGCUGGUGGAGGAAGGCGCCUCUUACGCUGACGAGGCCGAAGCGCUCCUGAGCGUCAUGCUGGAGGAAGCCGGCGGAGAUGCCGCCUCCGUCGACAGCGAUGAGUCGUCCGGCGGUCUGCCGUCUCUCCUUUUCGAUGGCGGUGAAAUCAAAGCGGCCAGGCCUGCUGCUGGCUGGCAUGAAACCUACGCCCAUGGACAACAAAGUGGUGAAGAGGACAGCCGGGAAGAAAGCUUUGUGGAAAGUAUUCCUAUUAGAGAGACAAAAGCGUAUCAGCUGCUCAAACAGUCGGCCACGCAGCCCCGACCGCAGAGCCCUCCGGAGGACGAGGACGAGCUCGACGCGUUUCCGUCAGGAGUGACACAUGACCAUCAUAUGGAGAAUUCUGGGAAAGACGAUAGGACAAGAACAAGUUCGUCUUCAUUCAGUGAGCGCCUUCUUGUUGGGGCUGGAAAGGUGGCAAAGAGUGCAGUCCCUGCUGUGCAGUCAAAAGCUUUUUGGGGGGAAUCGGACGACAGCAACUCGGAGAUCGAAGCGGCCCUGCGCCCCCAGGCUCACGGCACGGCUGUUGACGACUUCGAUUAUUUCGACGAUUAAUUAAAUGAUCCACAUAGAAGACUGGAGUGCUACCAACAUUGAAAUGUACAUAAUUAAAGCAUGUGUCAUUACAACCACAAAAUUGUCUGUAUGUGGUGCCCUUUGUAAAAGCAUUGUUUGUUUUGUUUUUUUUUUCUCUAUGUACAAGAUAAUCUUUCUGCACUGGUAGACACCCCUACCCCCCAUUAUAUAUUUUCAGAAAAAUAAAAUCAAAUAGCUCUUAUUGUAGGGAAAAAAAUAUCUGAAGAGUUUUCUAACAUGCUGUUGUUAACCCUGCUUGAAUCUCUUUAUUUGAACAAUGCUCAGAACUCUUCAAAACAGGUUGAAAUAGUUUAAACUUAAUUUUUAAAGAGAUUUGUUUGCAUUGUGGCGAAUAUUAUACAUUUUAAAAUCUGCACACAUUUCAGAAAUGCUUUGCAUUCAGAAUGCGGCAAUAUAAUGAAGAGAGUCAACCCCCCUGUGAAAUUAUUUAGAACAAUGGAUAUCCCGGCUAUUACCAAGCCACCUUUGAACUCCGUGAAGUGGCUUCAUUUAUCAGAAUAAAAUGCGUGGUUUUAUUAACUAACUAAACCUGCGGAGAUGGAAAUCAGUGCCAGCGAUUGGUCAGAAGAACUGAUUUUCAGAUGCGCGGUAUCCAUGUGAAAUUAAACAACCGCUCGGUUCACACGGACAGAGUGCCUUUUUUCCUGAGCGCUCAUAAAUUAUGCAUUCUACUUAAAAUAAUUGCUUGUACACCACUUCUGCGCAGAUCCCCCCAUUACAGUAUGUUUAAAAACAGACGUGGAACCAAACCGAACGCUUCUUCCAUGCUGACACGAAGAGCUUCACUCUCCUAUUCCUGUUCAUUUGUGUCUUUACACUGGCCCGAGAAAUGUUUUUCUUUCUUAAAUCUUCUUUCUUACCUUGGUUGUAAGUUCUCAAAACUGUGUGCGUUGAUUCAUUAAAUUCUUAGUUUCAUUA
This is a messenger RNA of Anguilla rostrata (American eel), 3563 nucleotides long. RefSeq names its product kizuna centrosomal protein (gene kiz). The transcript is spliced from 14 exons. The record is from RefSeq and is a predicted model, not a curated record. Lineage: Eukaryota; Metazoa; Chordata; Actinopteri; Anguilliformes; Anguillidae. Gene Ontology annotation, biological process: spindle organization. Bases 387 to 2603 code for a protein of 738 amino acids. Gene Ontology annotation, cellular component: centrosome.